Molecule: messenger RNA, 6470 nt
Organism: Coregonus sp. 'balchen'
Lineage: Eukaryota; Metazoa; Chordata; Actinopteri; Salmoniformes; Salmonidae
Source: the annotation of a GenBank genome assembly
UUCCUACAUGACUGUCUUUGCAGACACUGAUGCACUAUGCUGGGAGCAGGAAUUCUGUGGAGCAUGGUCUUCCCCUUCUGGAGGUCUACUGCCUGUCCAUCAACUGCUUUGCUGCUGCAAGGCCACACCUCACUGCAGACUCUGAUAAUGUGGCCCUCGUGUUAAAGAGACUAGCAUUGUGAGUCAACUCAGAGUAAAAACGUGUUUGAAACUGUUAAGGUUGUACCAACAUACAUUUCUUCUUUUUUUUACCUGAGCAGUACCACACUUUCUACUGUGUGCUGCAAUACAUAGCCUGUCGUCUUAAAAAUGUUUGUGCUGCAUGUUAGAAAUAGAUAACAUUGUGUCAUGAAGUUUCACAAGUUGCCACUUGUUCCUCAUUGUGUCUCUUUGUUAUUUUGCUUUCAGGAGCUGUUUUGAACUGUUGCUGUCUGUGCCUGAAAACGAAAUCCCUUAUGAGGCCUGGGUUCAAUUUUACCGUUCUGUUCAGGUAAAGGAUGGGGUCUGUUUGAUAAUAAGUAAAUGUGUUGUGAAAGCAUGAGAGCACAUCAGCAGGAGAAUUGAGAGAAGUUGCAGAAGUGAUUUUAUUUCCAAUCCAAAUCUUGAUAUGAGGGCUGUGCUACAUGAACUACUUUACCCUGCUGUCACUUUUAGCUGAAGGGACAUUUGUGGCCCAACCACUUUCUUUGUGUGUGUUCUUGCGGAUUUCGCAGGUGGCCCAUGAUGCCUUGUUGGAGUAUGGGAGCACAGACCUGCAAGCCUUGCUCGAGAUCACAGGAGAGGGGGGAGCAUGGAGUAACCCUGUCCUAAGCGCCCUUCUCACCGGUCAGCCCACAAACACAGAGGAAGGUCAGUAUCACCACCUUACUGCAUUGACAUGGUAAUGAUGCACAAGGAAGCAGCAGUGACUAAUAAGGCUGAUCUUGUGAUUUUGAAGUAUUGGUAUUAGUCAUCCAGCCACUGCAGCUCUGUCAUUGUCCUUCAGUUGAGGCGUACAUUGCCUUGGAGGGGGAGGGCUUCAUGGAGAUGCGGGUCAAACACCUGGAGAAAGUGGGGGAGGUGGCGAAGGCUGUGGUGCUGGCUAAGUCCUGUGCUGAAUGCAACCUCGUCUCCAACCAAACCACCUUCCGGCAGACCUACGUCGCUCUCCUCUGCCACCUGCUGCCCGGUGAGGAGGCCAUCAUGGAGGUCUGUCAGUGUGUUGUCGUGAGAACAGCAUCAUUUGUCUUUUAACUCAGCUCAGUUAUGUUAUUUAUACUGCUAUUUAAGUAGCGUUCAGAGAAAGCUGAAAGGAAAUGUGAUGGCACAGUGAAUCUGACAGUUGUGUGUUGUGCAAUCUUCACAAGUAGAGUAUGAACUCAUUCGCCCUUGAGAUGUAAGUGAAAUGGUCCACAAUACUGUAGUUCUAUGCAUGAUUUGGCCUUUAUUAUUUAUCCCACAGAUAUCCAGACUAGACUGUAAGGAUGUGCUGGAUAUUACAUGCAGUUUGGAGACAGAGGGGGAGGAAAACACAGCCUUCAUCCUGUGUACCACCUUCCUAACUCAACAGCUGCAGCAGCAGAGCUUGUACUGCUCCUGGUGAGUUUUUUAGUGGUCAAUGUCAAAUCUUGGGAAGCAUAUGGAUAAAUUGAAGUGAAUGAAUGUUAUGCACAUGAAUGAUCUCAUUUGCAGAGGGACCCUGAAUAAUCGUAGCCCAAUCUUAGUUCUGGGCUGGUGUGCAGUUUUUGGUCUUUCUAAUGUAUAUUUCUCUGUGCUGCUUCAUCUUUAGGGAGCUCACACUGUUGUGGAGUAAGCUUCAGAGAAGGAUUGACCCAUCUUUGGAAUCACUGCUGGAGCGUUGCCUGCAGCUAGGUGCCAUUGCUAAGACCGUUUACCAUCUGCUCUUCCUUGUGCACGUCAUUCGGACAGAGGUAGAAGAAUACAGCUUUUUCUCCCUCUGAUUUUGAAUGUCAUUGCAAUAAAUUGUUAAGCAGUUUUGAAUUGUUAUUUUAGUGAAAUAUUAGUUUUGAAAAUAAAUCUAAAUUUGUAGGCCACUGAUUCCCCUGUUUCUUCUACAGGCUGAGGAGCUAGGUCUGGCUUCGUCUGUGGAGUUAUGUGUUAAAGCACUACAGCUCCCAAACAAAGAGGACACAGAGACGAGGAUUUCUGUGUGCAAGACUGUAGCCUGCCUCCUAGCAGAUGAUCUUGAGGUGUUGCGAGCUUGCCAGCUGACAGAGUUUCUGUUAGGCCUCUCUCUUGUGGCCUUCAGCUCCCUUGAAGAGCUCUCUCUGCGGACCGAUCAGAAGUAUGACCAGGAAAAUGCCACCAUCCCCAACUCCCUGCGGUGUGAACUGCUCCUGGCACUUAAAGCCCACUGGCCUUUCGACCCCGAAUUCUGGGACUGGAAAACACUCAAGCAUCAGUGCAUCAGGCUGCUGGGGCUUGAGCCUGAGCCAGAGGAGGAUGAGGAAGAAGAGGAAGAGGGGGGGCAGGAGGAGGUUAGUCUUGGGCAGGAUGUAAAGGAGGAGGUGGAGAGGGGAUUUGUUGAUAUGCCAAGAGAAUACUUAAAUGGGACAAGUGUUGGAAUUGAUGGACAUGAGGGAAAUGAGAGGGACAGUAAACCAUCUUUAAAGCCAGAUGCUGAGGGUACCUCAGUACAGGGCUCACUGCCGAAGAAAUACAAGUUGUUCUGCAAGAUCUGUAAGAAACAUUUUACUGAAACGCGAAUCCUUCUUCACUCUAAGAGGCAUGAAAAAAACAGUGUUUUCACCUGCCCUGUCUGCCUGAAGAAGUUUAAGAGCAGAAAAGAUUUUAUCCCACAUACUAAACUACACCUUCGAAUGCCAUCCAGAAGCACUUGGCAGAAGAAAAAGGACAAACAGAGGAUUGAUUGGGAUAAAGAAAUGGAGGAGGAUGACUUUGAGCCUGGUGAGAUUGCCCUUGAUCCAUCCUUAAUGCUGUACUACCAGUCCACACAUGAUCCUGAUGUUCUGGAGCACAUUUUAGAACAAGCUUCAUCUGCACCCAGGAAGCCUGGACAUGAGGAUAAUGUCACAUUUGAUUACAUUAACUUUCAUUUUGAAUUGCAGAAUCGUGACAUAUACACAUGCCCUGCCACUCACUGUACAAAGACUUUUAAGCAUUCCAAGUACUUGGGUGUGCACUUAAAAUCUGAACAUGUUAGGGACCAGAACGUGAAACAUUAUUUUGAAAUGAAAGACCGUAGGGAAAAGUGCACUUACUGCCGGCGCCACUUCAUGUCUGCCUAUCACCACCGAAGACAUCAGCGUUUGCACUACGGUGACCUGCCUUACAUGUGUAUGGUCACAGGUUGUGGUGCUCGUUUCAGCACCUCCAAUGAGCUUCUCGCACAUAAGCAUAGCCAUGGCUAUGAACUUAGCUACCAGUGUGAGCUCAAAGGAUGUAGUCUUUCUUUCUGUGACUUGGGGCAGGUAUACCACCAUGAAGCACAGCACUUUCGUGAUGCUGCAUACAGCUGCGCAAGCCUUGAAUGCAAGAAGUUCUACUUUUCUAAAAAGGAAUUCAGCAGGCAUUUAGCGUCACACGGCAUUACCUUCUCUCAGGAAGACUUUGAGGCACAGAGGAAGGCCAUAAGAAAACAUCUUGACUCCAUAACUGAGGACAUAGCCAGCCCCAAAAAGUAUUGUGAAACAAAGACUGUACUGGAGGAGGUAGUCAAUGGGGGAAAUAAUGCUACUUCCUCUACAUGCAGAGCCUCCUCUUCACAUGUGUCGAGCUGCAAGGAGCCCAAAGGCACAAUGACAUUGGUUGCUGUGUGCUUUGAUGGAAAAAAGUUCACUUGUGGUUUUGAGAGGUGUGGAUUGACCUUCUCCAAAGCUAGAGAUGUUCACAAGCACCUGAGGGGUUUUCAUCCAGAGCAUUUCAAGGCAGAGAAUAAGGAACGCAAAAAUCUUGACAAAGAGGAGGGCUUGGAAUCUAAAGGUCUAAAGGUCAAAACAGAGCAGGACAAUGAUGACAAGAACAAACAUGAACAUGCAGCUUGUCUGCUAAUGAAGGGAUCAAGCCAGGGAAUUGCUUGCCCUUCCCUUAUUAAGAACAACACAACAUCUACCUCAUGCCUGGCCAAUGAUAAUGACCCUUUGAGAGAGAUUUUGAUUGGGCUUAGCCAGCUUAGUCUGACUCCCUCCAACUCUACAAAUGGAUAUUGUGAGCCCUCCCACCCAAUGUCAGAGUCCACCACAUCAAAGAUAUCCUGCAAUCAGGGUCUUGGCACCAUGUCCCCAGUUGUGUUAUUGCAAAAGAGAGCACCACCCGCUGUUGGUGAGAGGAUGAAAUUGACAUCAACCCCUGAACCAUCAGUAGCCCACGGUCUACCCUCAGAGCAACACUUAGAGUCUACUAAGCCAUACUUCUGUGAGCUUAAUGGCUGCAACUUUAGAUGUGUGAUGAGCACUACCCUGAGGCGCCACUACAUGAACAAGCAUCAUUUCUCAGAGGAGAAGGUGAAAGGAAUGAAGAUCCUCAAGUCACUGACAUUUAAGCCAUUUAAGUGCCACCUCUGCUUCAAAUGCCAUAGAGAGAAGACAGACUUGAGGGUUCAUUAUCUUCAGACUCAUAGACUUAGCGAGGCAGUUGUGGAGAAAAUGAGCUGGUCUAAAAAGUGGGUUGAGGGUAAACCCCCAGAACCCACCAAGCCCACAGUCUCCCUUAUACACAAAUCUCAGACCCUCACCUGGCAACACCCCUCCUGGCAGCAGAAGUACCAGAAAAAGAAAGUAAUGUGGAGGCGACAUGUGGAGGGACAUCCUUCCGUGCUUUCAGAAGACCCAGCUUUACAGAAGUUUAGGUGCAGCUACGCCAACUGUAAUGCCUCUUACCUCCUGAACAGUAGCUUGGUGCGUCACUUGGAGAGUGAGCAUCCUUACCAGGCGAAGAGUAGCCUAAAGCAUCACAGAAAGAGUAAUCAUCCUUACCAGGCGGCCGUGUGCUGCAAGUACGACGGCUGUACCCAAGUGUUCACCCAAAGCAGUAGUCUGAAAAAACAUGUACUCUCUAGCCACCUCAAUUACUAUGAUUCACUCGUAUUGCGUCUCCAGAAUACUCACAACGACACUUCAGUCACUGGUUGCCAAAAGAAGUUGAUCUUCACAUCAUCUACGCUACAGAAAGAUGCAACCAAGCUACCUCUCAGGCAAUCUCUGAGACACUGCCCAAAGUCUCCCGAAGAUGUUAAGGCUGAAGAAACUAGUGAAGAGCAUGAUGAAGAUGAUGGUGAAAUGUUGAAUGUUGACCAAAGUAUUGUAGAGUCCAAAUCAAAACACAAGUUUGAAGAUAUGGUCUUCCGUUCCCAUGAGGAGGCCUUGCAGAUGUGCCAAGAUCGCUGUCAACGUGAAGCCUACCCAUGCAUGGUGCAGGGUUGUGAUUCUGUAGUCAAAUUGAUACGUAGUAUGCGCCGUCACUAUUUGAAUUGCCACAAAUUAACCAAUCAGGCUUUUGAAUUGAAUGAGAAUAAGCUUGUGUUUAGUGCAGAGCAACUGGAGGAGCUGAUACAGAGGAAUACUGUAUUAUCUGCUUGGCCUGAUAUGACGAGGGCACCUAACGGAGUUCUGAAGAUGGAGUAUCAAGCAGAGCCAGAGAACCCUGGUGGUCCAUCUGUGCCUAUGAGUCUGCACUCCAUCAAAGCAGAAACCCUUGAUGACCAUGACCCACUGGGGUUCAAAGAGGAGCCACCUGCGGAGAGGAAUGUUUUGGUUGGUGCAGAUGACUUGCUUUAUGGAGAACCUACUGGGCACACGGAGGACCCUGCUACUCAGAACAGCCACAGCCAAGAGGCAAGGCCAAGGCGAAAAUCCUCAAACCCGCCUGCUCUUGAUCUCUCUCCACCAUCCUCCCUCCGAUUCAGUGUUGAUGAGGGCUUCAUGGACAGUUCAGGCAAACCAACAAACAUUGUGUCCUUGUCCUCUCCUCAAGCCCGCCAGCCACUUAAACGUAAGAACGCGCUCUCUGACCACCCACCCAUUUCAAAGGACCCCCAGCCUCAAAUCCCUCCCCCUCACACAUUUGACCUGGCUACUUACAAACCUAUGGGAUUCGAGUCGUCUUUCCUGAAGUUCAUACAGGAGAACUCCAAGGAUAAGGAUGCUGAGAGGCCCCAGGCUUCUCACUGCAACAACCACAGGCCUGAUCCAACUGUGGUGUCAGCUCGACAGCGGGAUUCCUACAGACAUAGCUGUUCUGUAAAGGAGAACAGCCAGGUGGGCCUCACUACUACCCAUAGCAGGCGGGCUCAGUCUUCCCCACUUAAGACUCUUCCCAGGACAGGGGACACAUCAGUCCAGAACUUGCGCGUCAUCUUAGACAAGGCUCUUACAGGUUGUGGUGACCUAGCCAUUAAGCAGCUGCAUCACCUCAGGCCCGUGGUGGUUCUUGAGAGGCCAAGGUUUUCCACUUCCUUGCUUGACCUCUUCCCCACAAAAAUGAAUGAUAAGCUAAUUCUCGAAGGUUCGUAG